AUGAUGCAUCUCUCCUCUCUCGUUCUUUUGACACUAGGCGUGAGCGGCUUGUCUCAAGCGGCUGCCGUUCUGCGAGCUCGCGCCUGUAACUUUACUUGGGCUGCGGAGAAUGGCGACACGUGCGCAUCCAUGGCGGCGUUCUGGGGUAUCUCCGAAGAGAAUUUUAUUCGAUGGAACCCUUCCGUUGGUACAAAUUGCGCCAACGGUGUUGUUGCGGGCACCGAGUACUGUAUCGACUUCACUGACGACAGUCCUCCUCCUCCUCCUACCACCACGUCAUCUGCGCCCCCUGUGACAUCUUCGGCCCCCGGUUCAACAUUCCCUACACCCAUUCAAGAGGGUGUCAUUCAGACCUGUGAGCAAGCCAUCCGAGGCACGCCAUGGGCCCAUACACUACUGACCCAUUCAAAGGCGACGAAGUUCCACAAAGCUGUAUCCGGUGACACUUGCAUAAAGAUAGUUGACACAUACAAGACCUUCUCGCUUGAGGACUUCGGUCUUUGGCUAGGUUACAACUACUGCAUUGCCGUGCCCGGCACACCAACGGCGGCUCCGUCGCAGCCUACCUGUACGUCGGGGACCUCCAAGCCCUCACCAACACAAGCCGGCUUGGUGUCCACCUGUAAUAGGUUUCACAAGGUCGUCUCAGGCAACACUUGCGAGAAGAUCUCUCAGCAAUACGGAAGCUUUUCUCUUGCGGACUUUGGAACCCAGCUGUUGGCACUGUUACAUUGUUCAGGCUUGUGGCUUGGGUAUUACGUGUGCAUUGGUGUGCCUGGUACGCCUACCACACCGACCACGAGGCCCUCAACACCAACAACCACCGCCCCUGCUGGCCCGUCUCCUACGCAGGAUGGAAUUCUCAAGAGCUGCAAGGAAUACUAUAAGGCCGUUUCCGGCGACUUCUGUCAGAAGAUUGCUGAUGCUAAACGCAUUUCGAUGGCCCACUAUUCCUGGAACCCAGCAGUAGGACAAGAUUGUUCGGGUCUGUGGCUCGGCUACUAUUACUGCGUGAGAGCAUGA
Molecule: messenger RNA, 1023 nt
Organism: Colletotrichum destructivum
Lineage: Eukaryota; Fungi; Ascomycota; Sordariomycetes; Glomerellales; Glomerellaceae
Product: Putative LysM domain-containing protein
Exons: 5
Coding region: 1-1023 (340 amino acids)
Source: RefSeq, a predicted model, not a curated record